Messenger RNA from Orbicella faveolata, 884 nucleotides. Its product is annotated as retinol dehydrogenase 8-like. The record is from RefSeq and is a predicted model, not a curated record. Lineage: Eukaryota; Metazoa; Cnidaria; Anthozoa; Scleractinia; Merulinidae. Gene Ontology annotation, molecular function: oxidoreductase activity. Gene Ontology annotation, cellular component: cytosol.
GAGAAAGCUGUAAAAGAAGUGCUGGACGCUGAGGGAAGGAUUGAUGUGUUGUUCAAUAACGCCGGUAUCAGUUUGUUGACCCCCAUGGAAUGUGUUCCCAUGAAAAUUGCCAAGGAAGUGUUUGACGUGAACUACUUUGGAGCUUUUCGCUUGAUCCAGGCUGUGCUUCCUGGAAUGAAAGCGAGGCAAAGCGGGCUUAUUAUCAACAACAGCAGCCAUUUUGGAAUUGUUGGAAUACCUUUUGUGGAAGUUUACUGCUCGUCAAAGUUUGCCCUUGAAGGUCUGACCGAGAGUAUGGCUCCGAUACUUCGUCAGUUCAAUAUCAGGUGCUGCUUGUUGGAACCAGGACCAGUGCAGACUCCUAUAUUUGAGAAAGCGAGCGACUGGAUUCAAGAAAACCUGGACGCAACGACUAUUGACCCCAAGACCAAAAGUCUGUUUGAAGCGGCGCAAGCAAAUUUGGACCGCGCAUUCAGCGACGCCAUGCAGAACUGUGAAGAAGUUGCACAAAUUGUAAAGGAUAUAAUAUUAGGGGAAAAGAAAGAUCUGCGAUGUCAAACAAACCAGAAAUUUGAGCCAGAAGACAUCCCUGCUAAAUUAGCUGAUGCUACGGGAAAUAAAUCAGUUGAUGUUAUAACUGAGCGUUUUUUUGGCGGGCAGUAAUAAUAUAAAAAAUCUGUAGCGGUUAGUUAGGUUUGUUAUCAGUAAAUGUACCAGAGUUCAUGACCUGCCCAACGAGUCUGUUGAAAAUUCACAGUUGGUGUGAUAUCUCACGAUUUUUACCGACUUAACUAAGUGUGGAUGUAGAUAUAGAUGUAGACUGAUAUAAUUAUGUGUAGCAAUGAUCAGAGUAAUGAUGAAUAAAGCGUUCUAAGAAACAUAAA